AUGAAGUCAUUUUGUUUGUUUGUUUGUUUGUUUCUUUCUUUUUUUCUUCCUUUCUUUCUUUCUUUCAAGAUAAUUUCAUUCUCAAUUUCUCCGUCUAUAAGUUUCUUUUUUUCUUCUCCCUUUCUUUUUUUCUUUCUUCGUUUCUUUCUUUCAGUUCAAUAUCAUUAUUUUUCUUUCUCACUUAAUUUCUCCUUAAAAGAUCUUUCUUUGACUCUUUCUUUUUUCUUUCUUUCUUUCCUUUCACUAUACUUCUUUCCUUCCUUUCAAGAUCAUUAUAGCAUUUCUUUCCUUUCACGAUCUUUCUUUCUUUCUUUCUUUCUUUUUACGAUACUUCUUUCUUUUCCUUCCAAGAUCAUUCUGUCUUUCCUUUCACGAUCUUUCUUUCUUUCUUUUCCUUUCACGAUUUUUCUUUCUUUCUUUCUUUUUGACGAUACUUCUUUCUUUCUUUUCCUUUCAAGAUCAUUCUUUCUUUCCUUUCACGAUCUUUCUUUCUUUCUUUCUUUUCCUUUCACGAACUUUCUUUCUUCCUUUCCUUUCCUUUCAUCAUUUCUUUCUUUCCAUUUAACGUCAUUCUUUCUUUUUCUUUCACGCUUUCUUUUCACAAUCUUUUCUCUUUUUCUUUCUGAAACCAUCUUUUUUUUUUCUUUAAUACUCUUAUUAAUUUUUUUAUUAAAAUUAUUUCUCUCUUUUUUUGGUCUUUUUUAUACACAUUCUUUAUUUCUUUUCUUUCCAUAUUUCCUUUCUCGCUUUCAGUUUUUCGUUAUUAUCCAUUCUUUCUUUUUCUUUCUCACUCUUUUCCAUUCUUUGUAUUAA
Acanthosepion pharaonis is the source of this 813-nucleotide messenger RNA. Lineage: Eukaryota; Metazoa; Mollusca; Cephalopoda; Sepiida; Sepiidae. The record is from the annotation of a GenBank genome assembly.